AUGGCCCACCCACACCGGGGUUCCAUGGCCAGUGAGCAGAUGGGCUACCCGAUGGUCAUGGGUGCGAACGGAGCGCCUUUAGAGCCUUUGAAGUUUGGGCGCUGUCUGCAUCCUGGACUGGAGAAGCUGGACAUCGAGGUCCAGGAGUACCUUUGGUUGAGCGAGCCGCUGGUGGAGCGUUCGCAGCUGACCAACAUACUGCGCAUGUGGGGGCUGAGCCGACCUAAUCUGGUGAUCGAGCUUGUGGGAGGUUUUUGCCACCCCAAACAUCUGCUGCUGCCCUCUGACAUAGACACGCUGCAGAGAUCGGGAAUCGGCAAGGUGGUGGAAGAUGCGCAGCGUGUGCUGCAGCUGCAGUCAAGUGAGUCAAGCCCAGAUGGGGAAGUCAGUAUGGCGCAGCUACAAAGGAUGGUGGGGAGUAGCCUGUAUGACCGGCUUGUCGAAGCCAUGGUGGCCUUAGUUGAGGCCUGCUCCGCAACGAACUCCUGGCUCAUGAUCGACAUGCCCAACAUCGGGCAGAUGCCCUUUGUGUUGGAGGCGGCCCUCUUCCGCACCAAGAGUCGACCCGUCAUCCUGGUGUUUGUGGAUCCGCAGGUGACUGGCAAGUUCCGCACCGGUGAGCACGAGUACCAGGAGGAGGCUUGGAAGCUCUUGGAAGAAGGAGCCAAAGAGGUCCACUUGGAAGAGACCUUGUUUUCCAAGUUGCAAAAGCAGAUCUUGCCCGAAGAUCUCUUUCCCGCCAACACGCAGUGGUGGCCCGUCACGGACAAGCAGGCGCCGACAGAAGCAGCGGACAGGGACUCACUUUGGCGAUGUCAUUACGGGAGGUGGUUCUUCCGUGCUGCCAGCCACUACAUCUUUUGCCCUUGUGCUGGCAGCUUUUCUUCCAGCGCCGUGUCCUUUCCUAUCGAGUGGCUGGGGCAUUUCGGCACUGUCUUCAGCGGCGGAGCCAUAGGCGACGGCCAUGUCAGCGACAUAAUCUUCGAUUCUUUGGAUAAGGGUAGACCGACCAUUCUCCUCAAGUACACGGGUCAGGCCACGGACAUGUGGAGCCACGCGUUGGAUGCCAUGAUGAACAUCGCUGAGUCUGGCGAGACUGGUCUCGACAUUGGCGCUUCCGGGGUGAUCCAACGGAUGCGCGAGAAGCUGGGGGACUCUGCGCGCGAGCAGCUGACGCAGAAUGCAUGGUCAAGUAGAAGUCUGUUUCCCUUCUUGAGGUCACUCCUGCGUAAGGAUUGGUCUCGCUUAAAGCAGACUUUCGUGGUGGUGGACUGCUUCAAAGAUGCCCCUGAUGCCAUCCUUGACAAGUUGAGCUCCUGCUUUGCGAGCACCUGUGGCAGUGGGCUGCUUCUGGGAGCUGACAACGUCCGAGCUCGAUGUGUGGAUGAAGCGCAAGUGAUGCUAAGCCAGCUUCGCUACAACGCUCGAAGGUUUGCCGCGCUGGCGAACUUUGUGGCGAUUGGCGGAGUAUUCCUGUCAAUGGUCUCCACGCUGAUCGCAGUGACCGGUGCUUGGGUGGAUGCCAACCUAGACGGGAGGAAUAAGUAUCCCAUCUGGGAAUCCUUCGUCCAUGGGGCCUUGGUACUUCUCCCAGCCCUGGGAGGUUUGGCCUUCACGCUGCUCUCGCGCCUCCGAUAUAUGUCCAAGUGGGGUGCGGUGCACUUGGCUGCUGAGCAGGUGGAGUCGGAAGUCUACAAGUUCCGGGUCCAGGCGUCCGAGUACAACUCGCUGGAGGCGCAAAGCCCGGCUGUGCUCGCAUCGAAGAUCUCAGAGAUCUAUGGGAGCAUUGCAAGCGAGUUCCACCAUGACUCCCUUUAUGUGCCACCUAAGGUGGGAGACAUGGGGUUCCUGGUGAGCUGCACCAACCAAUUCUCCUCUGAGCCUGCGCUCCAAGAGACGUCGCUACCAUUGCUGGAAGAUGCGGCGCGUACCCCGCAAAUCGAGUCGAAGUGUGUUCAGAUAGCGACAAGCUGUACUAUUGAGGAGUAUUUUGAACAGAGGUUGGCUGCCAAGUUGCAAUAUUGGCAGGAUCUGGCGCCAAAGUUAUCGCGCCGAGUAACAAUUUACGAGGCUCUCAUCGUCAUGGCAUCUGUGCUUGGAACAGUCUUGGGCGCUCUGGACCAAAAGCUGUGCAUACCGUUCAUGGUUGCAGUGGGCGCGGCUAUGAACAGCCUGAUGCAACACGAAGGAUUGCACGCCCGCCUGGCAGCUGUCAACUCCUCCAUCCAGGACCUCGUGACCAUCCGGCAGAAGUGGUCCGCAUCAGGGGUUGUGGAGCGCCGGACCCCGAGCAUGAAACAGUGGAUCGUCGACUUGACAGAGGGCGCAGUGCUGCGCGAGGCGUACGCGUACACGACGUCAGCUGGACCAGCCGCCAAGACAUUAAGUGCAGAAGGGACCAACCCAGUUGCUAACGAGGUUGAAGGAACGGCAAGCCCAAAGACGGCGAGCCCAAAGACCAAUCCAGCUGGUAAUUCAGUUGCGGGGCCCGACUUUGAUGUUGGGCCUGCUUGUCCAUGA
Symbiodinium natans is the source of this 2520-nucleotide messenger RNA. The record is from the annotation of a GenBank genome assembly. NCBI's taxonomy places the organism in Eukaryota, Dinophyceae, Suessiales, Symbiodiniaceae.